CAAGAAUUAACUCAAAUUUCGCUUUAUUUUAUUUUAUUAUGGAUUAAGUUGACUUGUCGCAAACCUUAAAAAAACUUAUCGAGUGGAAGAACUCAUCUCCAACCACCCUCUAUAAUCUAUUGGAUUAAAUAGGCACUCAGAAUUUCAACUCCAACAGAAUUGUGCAUCAGAAAUUCUUAUAAGCUGUCUAAAAGUUAGCCCAAUUGCAUGAAAUACCUCCUAAUACCAUAUAUAAAUCGUAUGAUUAUGAGAAAAUGAUAGACAAGGCCAAAUCCAUCCUUAAAAUAUUGAGAUAACCCCUACAAAUGGAAGUGGAAAAGGAUAAACCGGAACCCAUGAAAAAAUAUAAUUUAUUCUCUGGAUACCAGUAGCAAUUCACAGGAUACGUGGAUAGAAUACAGAAUCUUAAUCUCAUUAGCAAUCUAAUCUUACAUAUAUUCAAGAAUUGGAAUCAAUCAAAUAAGGAACAAUUAAUUUCAAUUGACAAAGUCAAAGAAGUCACUAUAGGCUUAGAGAAGGAGAUUUAUUUGAGAAAUGUUUUCAAAGACUCCAAAAAGCUGGCUUAUGAGAUGGACAUCAAAACCUUGGUGCAGUUUAUGAAAAGAGAUAAGUCUGGAGAUGUGCUCAUACGAGUAUUCAAUAAAAGUCUCUCCUAUCAAUAAGCUGCUUAAUUGAAAUCUGAGGAUUGGAUUGAUGAAAAAACUAAACUGAAUUAAAAGGCAGCCCAAAAGGAAGAACUCGAAAUCAAUUAGAUUGGGUUCUACAAGGAGGUUUCAAAAAGAGAGAUGGAUGGAGUCGAAGGGAAAUAAUGUAAAGGAUGCCAUUAAAAAAAAGUGUAUCUAGUUGAAGAAAAGUAAACUAGAUGUGCAGAUGAACCUACUACUAAGUUUUUUGAAUGCUUUAAUUGCGGAGAUAAAUUUCUAUUAAAACAGGGAAAUCAAGUAACCAACCAAUUAAGAGAUGAAUUAGUCAAUCUCUUUUCUAUGACUGACACCGAAGAUCCUUAUCUCUUAAGCAAAAGAGCUCAAACCAUUAAGUCAGAGAUCGAGUAACGAUUUAAGUAUCGAUGGAAUAUCAUUCUUUUUAAAAACGAUGCUCAAUUUGAAUCUUCCCUUGUUUUUUCAGAAGAGUUUACCCUUGAGUUGAAGUCAGAAGACUAUGGGUUGUUGGCCUACAUCAUACCCGAUUAACCAUUAACUCAAUAUGAACCAAGAAGAGAUUUUGGAGUCAGAAAACCAUAUUACAAGGAUGUGAUUGACAAAUAACAAUAUGAGACUAAUAAUUCUGUAAUUAGUUAUCCUGGCAUCAGAUAUUAUCCUACAUAUUAUCCUUGAAUAUUUUAUAAUUAUUUAA
Messenger RNA from Paramecium tetraurelia, 1353 nucleotides. RefSeq lists its product as uncharacterized. Gene Ontology annotation, cellular component: RNA polymerase III complex. The transcript has 4 exons. The record is from RefSeq and is a predicted model, not a curated record. Lineage: Eukaryota; Ciliophora; Oligohymenophorea; Peniculida; Parameciidae. Gene Ontology annotation, biological process: DNA-templated transcription; termination of RNA polymerase III transcription. Gene Ontology annotation, molecular function: nucleic acid binding; DNA-directed RNA polymerase activity; zinc ion binding.